Molecule: messenger RNA, 1967 nt
Organism: Brassica rapa (field mustard)
Lineage: Eukaryota; Viridiplantae; Streptophyta; Magnoliopsida; Brassicales; Brassicaceae
Product: precursor of CEP5-like
Biological process (GO): root development; regulation of root development; regulation of leaf morphogenesis
Cellular component (GO): extracellular region
Molecular function (GO): hormone activity
Source: RefSeq, a predicted model, not a curated record
AUGGAAACGAAGCAAGUAUUACUUCACACAACCUCUCAUAUCUCUCUCUUUUUCUGUUUUCUUUUCCAUCUCCCAUUUUUUUCUCCAGUGGAGUCUUCUAUGGGUCAAAAGAAAACAUUGUUCGUUUGCGUUGUUUUAAUGAUGGUGCUUUUUAAUGGGUUUAAUUGCGUCCAUGGACGAACCCUAAGAAACAUGAAAGUUGAUGAUAAGAUGAAUGUUGGUCAUGAUGAUAGCAAGACGAUGAAGGCUAUGAACAACGAUCUGAUAGUUGAUGAAAAGGCGGUCCAGCUCUCGCAGCCACCUCCGUCGCCACCACCGGAAGGUAAAUAUGCAGAAGAUUUCAGGCCUACAACACCUGGUCAUAGCCCUGGGAUUGGCCAUAGUUUAUCGCACAACUAAACUAAACAUUUCUAUGCAAUGGUUAAUCCACAUAUGCAUGUGUAUAUGUGUACUUGUGAUUUGUAAACGUAUGAUUUACUAUUGUCUUUUAAUCAUGUGCAUGCAGUUCCACUUAUAAUACGUACGUAACGAUGUUCGAUGAAAAAAAAUCUUCAAUUUACUUCUUGGAAUACAAAUGGUUUAGGUUUUCUUUUCCAGUCGAGGUUGAGUACAGAUGAUACCUCAUCAUGCGUAUAUAAGCAAUCAUUCGGAAACUACAACAUAUACACAUUGUUAAAUAUUGGCCACAAUAAUUAAUCAUAAGAACUGGUUAUUAGUUUAAGGUUUUAUAUAAAUAUUUGAAGUUUUAAAACACAGAUACAACGUUUAUGACUUUUAAACAUUGCUAAAACUAUCUACUUAAAAAUCUAUAAAAUUUGAUAUAAUAAUGAACUUGUUUUAUUAAUUCCAAAACAGAUAUCUAUAGAAAUAUUGUAGAGUUGUAAUUUGAAUUAUUACUAACUACUUCAUCAAUUUCGAUUUAAUUGUCGUUUUAGGUAAUUGCACACAAAUUAAGAAAAUAUUUAAUUUCGUAUAUUUCUAAUAGAAAACAUCAUUACCUAUACACCUAAUCAUAUUUCAACCAAUAAAAAAAAAUUGAUAGGAGAUUAAGAUUAAUAAGUUUUGCGAACUUUAAAACAUACUUGUUUUGUGACGAAUUUUUUUCUCUAGAACGACAAAUAAUUCGAAACAGAAUGAGUAAUAAAUAAAACAAUAGCCACUAUACGUAUUUUGUAUGCGUCAAAAAACCUUUAAAAGACAUAUAUAUUUUGUAUGCCAGAAUACUUUAAAAAGAUAUAUAUUUUUUGAUAAAUUGAAAACAUAUAUUUGAAUCACCCUAAAAAUCAAUAUAUAUAUAUAUAUAUAUAUAAUUUAUAAAAUAUAAUUAACUCUUUUUAACUCUGGAUGCUAAAAUGUCAAAGAAUCAGCAAGGCCUCACAUGCAAAAAUACCAUACAAAAAGACCUUACAAACUGUGGUGAGAUUCGUUUUCGUAAAUUUUUUUCUCUAUAUGAUGUUCUUAUAGUCAGAUCUGCUUAUAGUAUGUGUUAUAUGGUGAUAAAGCAACGGCAAUGGUGCUGCGGUGAACUGAGGGUUUACAAAUAACUAAAUGUUUACUUUGAACUUAUAUUAUAAAUAAAGACAUCUCUUGGUAAGUUGGUGUUUAAUUAUUUAUUCAUCAUAAUAAAGUUAUAAGUUAUAACUUUGAGGUUGAGGUUGAGAUUGUAAUGUUAAUUACUCUACUUUUUGUCAUCGUUAUGAAACAAUAGCAAAUUGCACUUCUACCUCCCAGCCUUUUGGCUUUUAUCACUUCCUCUCUUUUUUUGUCAACUCUUUUAUCACUUCCUCAAAAAGUAAUUGUGGCACCUCUGUCAAAAAAAUAAAUAAAUAUGGCAAAUGAUUUAUCGCAUAAAGAAUACAGGUUCCUGUGCAAAAUAUAUUGAAAGUAAAAGAAAAGUCAAGUGGUAGGAGACUGUGGUAGGCCUCUCGAAGGACUUCCCUGCGUCUGGGAACCAACCAAAUAAUUAA